GAAGAAGAGUAGGGGGAGACAACUGAGGACCAUCUUCCAGACAUUUCAAUCUUCUGUCGCACAAAACUUCUGGGUUUGCUGCUAUGACCAAGCUUGUGCCUUUAUCGGUAGUGCUGGUCCUGCUGCUGUCUCUGAACUGGUCUAGAGGGGCUGUUAUCACAGGGGCGUGCGAUAAGGAUAUGCAGUGUGGUCUUGGUUUGGAUAUGCAGCCUGUGGUCUUGGUUUGUGAGGGCGAUGCUGUCACCCCUACAGCCAUAAGGUGUGAUUAUGUGGGACCUAUGAGUGUCACCUCUAUAGCCAUAAGAUCCCUUACAGCAGUGUCCCCCUACAGCCAUAAGGUAGCGAUUAUGUGGGACCUACAAGUGUCACCCCUACAGGUGGGACCUACGAGUGUCAUCCCUUACAGCCAUAAGGUUCCUUUUGCUGGGAAGAGACUGCACCACACAUGCCCGUGUCACCCUCACCUGGCGUGCACAAGGUAUACAGACACCAGAUACAGGUGUACCAGCGACUUCAAAAAUCUAGACUUUUGACAGAAAGGACUCAGACCAAAAGCAGAAGAAUCAAAUCAAUAGACAGCUGUGGAAAUACUUGAAGGAGAGACACUGGGAAAAACGAGAGACAACCAUCAUGACCACCUGUCUUCUCAUUACAGUACAUCUCAUAAACAGUCCACUGCAGCAUAAAACAUCCAAGUCAACACUGUAAAUCAUUCCUGAUUUAAUGACAAAUGUAAUGAAUUUCAGCACUAUUAAUUAUGAAUUUAUAAUGCAUUUUCCCAAAUAUAUAUAUAUAUGACCAAUAUUUUCAGUGUGUAAGGUCAGGGGAUAAAAGUAUUUUUUGUUUUUUGGUUAUUUAUUUGAUGUGCGGUCCUCUGAGUGUUC
This is a messenger RNA of Alosa alosa (allis shad), 884 nucleotides long. RefSeq names its product prokineticin 1 (gene prok1). Lineage: Eukaryota; Metazoa; Chordata; Actinopteri; Clupeiformes; Clupeidae. The transcript is spliced from 4 exons. The record is from RefSeq and is a predicted model, not a curated record. The coding region runs from base 84 to 533 and encodes 149 amino acids.